Messenger RNA from Linepithema humile (Argentine ant), 1527 nucleotides. RefSeq names its product ras-like protein family member 10B. NCBI's taxonomy places the organism in Eukaryota, Metazoa, Arthropoda, Insecta, Hymenoptera, Formicidae. The record is from RefSeq and is a predicted model, not a curated record. Gene Ontology annotation, molecular function: GTP binding; GTPase activity.
UGAUCUUUGGUUAGAAGAGACAGUAUUCCGGAAUUUCUCGUCAGUCGAUCGGCAGACUUCGGCCGCGAAGGUUGUCAGAACGCGACGAUAAAUGCAAUGUCAAUAUUUGUUGUUUUUGUUGCAAUUGCUAAUUGAUUUAACUAUAACUUAGUCUCAUGGAUCGCUCGCUGAAAGAUAACGAGACAUUGAACUCGAUCUUACAUACGAAUAAACGACUUUUGGGGAUUAGGUCUCGAAGUUUCCUUGACACCGUGUAUACUGAGCAACAAGUUUUCGCUACAUUGCAUGCGCUACACAUUACUUGCGUGUUCCACAAUUCUACUACCUCUGCCGCAGAGCUGGACCUCGAUUAUUUGGAAAAGAGAGGUGGAAAUACAAUAACCUACCAAGGCGCCGACAGCGGAUCGAAAGAGGAUGAUAGUCCUGCGGACACAUUAGAUCGCGUUAAAAUCAUCUUUCUAGGUGCGCCCGGCGUGGGAAAGACAAGUAUAAUUCGACAAUUUGUCUGGAGCGAGUUUUCCGAGGAAUACAUACCAACCGAGAGACGGGAGACGUUUUAUCCGAGCGUAGUGUUGGCUGAUCGACUGUAUGAAUUAAAAAUCACCGAUCUGCCGACCAUUCCGUACUUCCCGGUCAGCUCGCAUCUGGAAUGGACAGACUUCCGCUACUACGGAUUGCGGAGCGCGACGGCAUACGUACUUGUGUUUGAUCUUAGCAAUCAGGACACGUUUCAGUACAUCAGAACGUUACGGGAACAAAUCUACGAAGCGCGCGACAUGAGAGGCGUACCAUUGCUGGUGGUGGGAAACAAACAGGACGAACUGUCGCAAUCCGUUGCUUCCGGCAGCAGAUACAGAGACAUCGUAAACCUCGUACGGAAGCACUGGAGAUGCGGUUAUAUUGAGUGCAGCGCAAGAUUUAACUGUCGCGUGGUGCAGGUAUUUCGGGAACUGAUGAAAAGUAUUCAAGCGAUAGAAGGUAGACCGAACUCGCCAUCACCUGCGACCUCGCAACCAAUGCGAUCCCAUUCGCACGAUAGCGGUGAGAAGUGCAGUCUUCUCUGACAGUGAGACUAGAUUAUUUUCCUACUACGAGACAGGAUCACGAAGAUCGUAGAUCGUGCAAUCGCGCGCGAGACCGCACCCUACGACAGCUGUACAGUAUCUGAUGAUAUCCAUCGUCGAUUUACGAUACAUAAUGUAUUGCGUAUUGUUCGGUCUCGAGCAAUGAAGAUUACUUGCUCAAUGAACAGCACGUCAAUCGACGAAAGCCGAAAGCAAUAGAAAUCAUACAGAUGAUUCUUCUAAAGCUGCGGAAAUUGAACGUGCGCAAAUGCACGAGCGAGUGGGUGAUUUCGAAAUAAGCGACAAUAAUCAUCGAAAUUUCAUAUGUCAAAAUUGUAAAAUCGCUACAAGACGCGGUGAUCCAAUUUAUUGCAAACGUGAAUCAUAUGUAUUACAGAUUUUGUAAUUUAUCAAAAGUCAUUUAUCGAAAUUUCCAAAUUUUAACGAAAAGAAUUAUCUUAUA